Molecule: messenger RNA, 561 nt
Organism: Aspergillus homomorphus CBS 101889
Lineage: Eukaryota; Fungi; Ascomycota; Eurotiomycetes; Eurotiales; Aspergillaceae
Exons: 2
Coding region: 11-379 (122 amino acids)
Source: RefSeq, a predicted model, not a curated record
CCUCCGCCGCAUGGCCCUCAGCCACACCCGCCUCACAGCCCGCACCACAGGCGUAGGCGCACGCUUCUACGCAAGCAAAACAACCGCCUCACCAGGCCAAUCCUCCAACGUGGCCAACCCGCAAUCCAGCAGCCCAGAGUCGCAAGCCAUCAACGUGUCGCGCGGCAAGGAGGCGCGCCACGACGACACGCCCGACACGCGAUCGGUGCAGUCGCCCAUCUCGUCGCAGUACGGGCGCACGAGCGAGGCGCACGAGGGCGAGGAGCGGACGUCCGCGGAUGCGCAGAUCAAGAACGACCCGGCCGAGUCAACGGAGACGAAGCGAAGGAAUGUAGAGAAGGCGGGGGAGAGGCCUCUUGGGCCGGAGGAUCAUCAAUAGAUUUGAUCCUUUUUUUUGUUGGCUUUAGGUGGAUGUAUUGAUUGUGUAUAGUAUUUGUUUUCUAAUAUCAUUGUUUCUACUGAUUUGGGAUGGGUUUACUGUAUUGCUCAGUGGGAUGUUUUACAUUCUGUGUAAAUGUAUGUGCUACUGUUUUGUUAAUCCAGAGAGGGUCAUUGACCGGU